Daldinia childiae is the source of this 6753-nucleotide messenger RNA. RefSeq names its product DNA polymerase epsilon catalytic subunit A. Gene Ontology annotation, molecular function: single-stranded DNA 3'-5' DNA exonuclease activity; DNA-directed DNA polymerase activity; DNA binding. NCBI's taxonomy places the organism in Eukaryota, Fungi, Ascomycota, Sordariomycetes, Xylariales, Hypoxylaceae. Gene Ontology annotation, biological process: DNA replication proofreading; nucleotide-excision repair, DNA gap filling; mitotic cell cycle. The record is from RefSeq and is a predicted model, not a curated record. Bases 1 to 6753 code for a protein of 2250 amino acids. The transcript is spliced from 3 exons. Gene Ontology annotation, cellular component: epsilon DNA polymerase complex; nucleus.
AUGCCAAACACAUCUCUACGCCGCCCUCAAAAGGGUUAUGCUCGGCGGGGAGGCAAGAAUGCCUACCAUGGUGGCAACCGAACUCGAACAUUUGCUGCUUCAACUACACGCAACGAGGCUACAUCAGCCGACGAGAAAGCGGAACGGACACUCCUUGCACAGCAAAUUGACGAGUCUAUGGGGUUUGCUAGAUACGAGUCGGGUAGAAGAAAAGAGGGAUGGCUUGUCAAUGUCCAACCGACGACCGUAGCACUUGGCGACGAUCGAGCCCCUGGUGGAAGAGCGGCCUUAGAUUGCUAUUUUAUCGAGGAAGACGGACAGACAUUUAAGGCAACCGUCGAAUACGAACCAUACUUUGUCAUUGCGUGCCGAAAGGGAAGAGAAGGCGAAGUUGAGGAGUGGCUUAAACGAGUACCAGGCGGAGGUGUCGUACAUAGCAUUAGACGAGUUGAAAAGGAGGACCUGUCUAUGCCGAACCACCUUCUUGGAUAUAGGAGGACGUUCCUCGAGUUACGGUUUAGGAACGUACAAGAUUUAAUGAGUGCGAGGCGGGAUAUAAUGCCUGUAGCGGAGAAGAAUAAGAAAUCCAUGGGCACGGUUGAUGUUUAUGCAGAGGUUGCUUCCGAACAAGCGGGAUUCGACCUAUUUGAUGAUUCACGAGAUGACGAUGGACGACAUAAUGCUUCUUUUGCGGACGCUAGCGACUACGUAGUCGAUAUUAGAGAGUACGACGUACCGUACCACGUAAGAGUAAUGAUAGAUAUGGAUAUUCGAGUAGGAAAAUGGUAUUGGGUGGAAGUAAAGCAUGGCAUCACCACUAUAACGCUUAAUGAAGAACACAUCGUUCAAGCCGACCCUGUAGUAAUGGCCUUUGAUAUUGAGACAUCAAAGGCCCCUCUCAAAUUCCCCGACGCCGCUAUAGAUCAGAUUAUGAUGAUGUCGUAUAUGAUCGACGGGCAAGGUUUCCUCAUCACGAAUCGGGAGAUCGUCUCGGAGGACAUUGCAGAUUUCGAAUACACCCCAAAACCCGAAUACCCUGGAACAUUCAUGAUUUUUAACGAGCCUAACGAGAAAGCUGUUAUUGAGAGGUUCUUCUCACACGUUAAAGAGGCGAGACCGACCGUCAUUGCUACGUACAACGGAGACUUUUUCGAUUGGCCGUUUGUAGAAACAAGAGCCAGUAUCAAUGGUAUCGAUAUGUACCGAGAGAUUGGAUGGAAGAAAGAUAGUGAAGACAUCUACAAGUGCACGUAUGGCGUCCAUAUGGAUUGUCUAGCGUGGGUCAACCGAGAUUCUUACUUACCCCAGGGUAGUCGAGGUUUGAAGGCUGUUACCGUUGCCAAGCUUGGGUACGAUCCAGACGAACUUGAUCCGGAGCUUAUGACACCAUACGCGAACGAAAGGCCUCAGACGCUAGCAGAGUAUUCAGUUUCAGAUGCCGUCGCUACGUACUACCUAUACAUGAAGUAUAUCCACCCAUUCAUCUUCUCGUUGUGUACAAUUUUACCUCUGGGAGGCGAUGACGUAUUACGCAAAGGAACGGGUACCUUAUGUGAGAUGCUGUUGAUGGUGCAAGCAUAUAAGCACGAGAUCAUCCUACCCAAUAAGCACAUGUCACCUAAAGAGGCUUUUUGGGAUGGACAUCUACUCGACGCGGAAACUUAUGUCGGCGGCCACGUCGAAAGUAUCGAGGCGGGUGUAUUUCGAGCAGAUAUUCCGGUGAAUUUUGCUGUCGAUCCCGGUGCGGUUGAUGAGCUCCUCGGAGAUUUAGAUGCGGCUCUUAAAUUCGUGAUCGAAAUCGAAGAAAAGAAGUCUCUAGAUGAUGUUACGAACUAUGAUGAGGUAAAAGAGCAGAUUGCAUCGCGGUUAUUACAACUCAAAGAGACACCUAAUCGAAACGAGCGACCUCUAAUUUACCACUUAGAUGUUGCCUCUAUGUACCCUAACAUUAUGACAACAAAUCGAUUGCAGCCAGACUCAAUGAUUCAGGAGUCGGACUGCGCUGCCUGCGAUUUCAACCGCCCAGGUAAAACUUGCGACAGGAGAAUGCCCUGGGCUUGGAGAGGCGAGUACCUACCUGCGAAGCGAGACGAAUAUAACAUGAUUCGGCAUGCGCUUGAAAACGAGAAAUUUCCAGGUAAACGACCUGGCGGACCUAUGCGAACUUUUCAAGAGUUACCAGAAGAUGAACAGGCCGGUCUCAUCCGGAAACGGUUGCAGAUGUAUAGUCAAAAGGUUUAUCACAAGAUCCGUGAUUCGACCACUAUUGUCCGGGAGGCAAUUAUUUGUCAACGAGAAAAUCCUUUCUAUAUCGACACCGUCAGAGAUUUCAGAGAUCGUCGAUAUGAUUAUAAAGGACAAGCGAAAGUCUGGAAAGGCAAGACCGAAUCUCUAAAGUCUUCCGGAGCAUCAAGCACAGAGGUUGACUCCGCGAAGAAGAUGAUUGUCCUUUACGACUCUCUACAACUUGCGCACAAGGUUAUUUUAAAUUCUUUCUACGGUUAUGUCAUGCGAAAGGGUUCGAGAUGGUACUCUAUGGAAAUGGCCGGUGUGACGUGUUUAACUGGCGCAACCAUCAUUCAGUUGGCGCGAUCUCUUGUAGAACGCCUUGGCCGACCGCUUGAACUCGAUACGGAUGGCAUUUGGUGUAUGUUGCCUGCUACAUUUCCAGAAAAUUUCGUCUUUAAACUUAAGAACGGCAAGAAAUGUGCUAUCUCAUAUCCUUGUGUCAUGUUGAACCAUCUUGUCCACGCCAAAUUCACGAAUCACCAAUAUCAGACUCUGGUUGAUCCAAAAACAUUUAAAUAUGAAACGCACAGCGAUAAUUCAAUUUUCUUCGAAGUCGACGGUCCCUACAAGGCGAUGGUUUUGCCGACAUCGAAAGAAGAAGACAAGAACUUGAAGAAAAGAUAUGCUGUUUUUAAUGACGACGGUAGUCUGGCUGAGCUCAAAGGAUUCGAGGUGAAGCGAAGAGGUGAGCUCAAGCUUAUUAAGAUCUUCCAGCAGCAAAUCUUCAAGUUCUUCUUAGAGGGAACUAACCUCACCGAGUGUUACGCUGCGGUAGCAAAAGUCGCAAACAGAUGGCUGGACGUUCUUGACAAUAAGGGCUCGACACUAGCUGAUGAAGAACUCAUCGAUCUCAUUUGCGAAAAUAGAAGCAUGUCUAAAACACUCGAGGAAUACGGAAGCCAGAAGUCCACAUCCAUCACGACGGCCAAACGGCUAGCAGAGUUCUUAGGCGAGCAGAUGGUUAAAGAUAAGGGUCUUAAUUGCAAGUAUAUUAUUUGCGCUAGACCUCGGAAUGCUCCAGUUACCGAACGAGCUGUUCCUGUCGCCAUCUUUUCUGCCGCACCGGAGAUCAAGCGAACAUACUUGACAAAGUGGCUCAAAGAAGAACCCGCCGAUACCGAUCCCAGGGCGCUUUUAGACUGGAAUUACUAUUUAGAACGAUUGGGUUCUGUUAUUCAGAAGCUGAUCACUAUUCCUGCCGCAUUACAAAAAGUCCGUAACCCAGUCCCGCGAGUGGCACACCCAGACUGGCUUCAGCGGCGGAUCAAUAUCAAGGACGACAAAAUGAAGCAGAAAAAAUUAACCGAUCUAUUCACAAGUACCAAGGGACCUCUAGAAGAUAUAACAAAUCUUACAGGUUCGAGAGUAGACGAUCUCGAAGAUUUCGGGUCCAAGUUACUAAAGCCGAAGAGUACAACUGCAGUCAUCAACGCAUCCCAGCCUCCGCCAACAGCAACAAAGAGAAAAUCCCCCGAACCAGAAAAGGAGAAUAUAGACCCUUUUUCGGCUCUCCCGAAAGAGAUGCCAAAUCCCUCUGAUGACUACCCAGCAUUUUUGGAAUACCAAAAGAAAAAGUGGAAAAUCCAAAAGCAGGCCCGAAUCCGCCGGCGCCACCUCUUUGGAGACCGCCGUGGUAAUGCGAGCGGCAACAUCCAGCAGACAUUCCGCCAGAGAGCAGAAGUUACGUUCAGGAAUACGUGGCAAUUACUUCAGCUCCGAACGACUGACAAUCCAGGUGUGGUAGCUGCCUUCGUCUUGAUUGACGCAAAGGUUCACUCACUCAAGAUCAAAGUCUCACGGCAGGUUUUCCUAAACCUCAAGGGCAAGGAUCUCCCCGACAUCGAAGUUGAGGGUUGCGAAGUAGAGCAAGUCUAUCAUACUUUGCCAAAUGGACACUCGUCAACACACUUGUUCAAAAUUACCGUCCCUGAGGAUAUUUACUUUGCCGAGUCCCAAAAAUUUUCAUUGCUGUUUAAUCACCCGAGUGUAGAAGGCGUAUAUGAGAAGCAAGUCCCACUAAACGUUCGAGCAGUGCUUCAACUUGGCAACUCGUGUACCAUUGACGAAAGCCAGCCCGGUGUACUCGGAAAUGGCUUGGAUCAAGGUUUCGAUCUUAGGAGUUUAAUAAAGCCGACAAAACCCAAGGCCUACCUGGACUCUAAUCCACUUGCGUACCUCUACAUAUCACAUAUCACCGCGGGCGAGAGGCAGAUAUUUGGUGUAUUCUCCUCAACUAGGGACGAGGCCCAUAUAGUCAUCCUUCAAAAGAACAGGGAUGCCGGGCAAGACCUACCUAACGUCACAAAGAUCUAUAGUGAGAUGCUUGCAAAGAGACGACAAGAAGGAGAGGGUACUAAUUGGCAAGAAUGCUUUGCCUACCAGGAGAAAGUAGCGUUCAAAGUAACUCAGGUAACGACGCGACGAAAAGCUCAUCUUGAAAUUAGUGAUCUGAUCAAGAAGAUGAAGAAGGAUGAGUUGAAGCCCCUCAUGCUUGUUAUUCAGUCAUCUCAGCAAAGCUUACUAGUUCAUGAUAUCCCCACCCUCGCAGAGUUCCCUAUUCUUCCCCUUCGAUACGACCAGGCAGACAGCUCCCUUCCCCCUCUUGGCUGGCAAUCUGUUGUCGCUAGGCGUCUUGUUUCUCACUACCUCAAUCUUGGGUCGUGGAUUCUUCACCUCACAGCCCUAGCAAGGUAUGGCGAUAUACCCUUAUGUAACUUGGAGCGCGACGAUCCGAGGUUCCUUAUCGACGUUGCGUACGCUCGCCGAUUACAGUUAAAUAACGUAGUGCUGUGGUGGUCGCCAGGCCCUAGGCCAGAUCAUGCCGGCUAUGAGCAAGACGAUGUGACAGGCCUACUUGAUACAGUCACUAUGCCCUCGAUUAAUACCCCUGGAACGUAUGCGUCAGUUUGUAUCGAUAUCGAAGUUCGUAAUCUGGCUAUUAACACCAUACUCACAUCAGCCCUAAUCAAUGAGCUCGAAGGCGCAGAUUCAGUUUCCUUCAAUCCCGCUGCUGACUCUGCACCAUCGGACGGUAACGAGGUUUUGCAUUCUGAAUCAGCGUUUGCUAAUGCCGGAGUACUGGUACUACGUGAGAUGGUCAAGUCUUGGUGGGCGGAAGCAUGCAAGGGCAGUCCUAUGGCCGAUAUUCUUGUCCAGCAUCUAGUGCGAUGGGUCGAGUCCCCUGACUCUUUCAUGUACGACCGAGCAUUACAAUAUUAUGUGCAGAUGAUGAGCCGCAAAGCGAUGCAGCAGCUUAUGGCGGACUUCCGUCGGGUCGGUUCGCAAGUUGUGUUUGCGAAUUCGAAUCGACUACUUCUACAGACAACAAAGUCGGAAGUAGGCAACGCAUAUGCAUACAGCCAAUACAUCCUAAAGAGCAUUAAGAGCAAGCCACUAUUUCAUUUUAUUGAUCUCGAAAUCAAGGAGUAUUGGGACUACCUGGUGUGGUAUGAUGAGUUUAACUACGGCGGGAAAGCUUGCCAGGAAGUUAUUGAAGCCGAGCAGCAGAGUUUACAGACUAUCAUGAACUGGCAGAUAAAGACAUUCCUACCUCUUCGACUACAGGACACGUUCCAGCAUUGGGUUGUCGAGUUUAUACAACUUAUGCACGGACUCAAACGACCCUUAAUGGUGAACGGAGACCCCAAUGCGACACCACGUCUCACGCAGUUACCGUUGCGCAACGGGUCUCAAAGUGAUGAUGGUGAUCUCUCGCAGGCUAUCCUCGGCAAGGAUUUCGAAAAACAACUCAAGAAGGAGAUUAGGUCCCUUGUCUCGACCCAAGCUCGUGAGCUCCUUCACCCAGAACUAGCGUCGGAUUGGUCAUUCCCGGUUCUACCAGGUAGCCACUUGAAGAAUAUGCAAAAUCGCAAUGCGGUACUUGAACUCGUAAAAAACCUUAUGCAAGUCCUGUCACUAGACAAGAACAUCACCAUGGAAGCGCGGUUGCUAAGGAAAGAGUUGCUCGCACUAUUCGAAGUGCGCGAGUUUAGUAAAGAGGGUGCGUUCGCAAAUCCAAGCGAGAGCCUCAAAGUAUCACAGUGGAGUUGUCACGAGUGCACCCUCGCCCGCGACUGGGACUUGUGCCGCGACGAGCACCUACUACCGGACCUAAAUAGCUUUGCCGGUGACAACGAGGCGGAAAUACGGAGGGCAGCGGCAGCCAAGACAUGGCAGUGUCCAUUCUGCGAUGCUGAGCUGGACAGACUGAAGAUCGAGGAGAGGUUACUGGCGGAUGUGCAGAGUAUGGUGGUGGAGUGGAGCACGCAAGACCUAAAGUGUGAGCGGUGCGGCAGCGUGCGGUUGAAUGACCUCAUGGAGCAUUGUACAUGUAGCGGUCCGUGGGCGGAGAGCGUUAAGAGGGGUGAAGUGGUCAGGCGGUUAGGUGUAUAUCAAGGCGUGGCGAAGUGGUUCGGCCUCCGGAUGCUAGAGAGUCUUGUCGCGGAAGUUCUAGAUGGGCUAUAG